Molecule: messenger RNA, 1672 nt
Organism: Puma concolor (puma)
Lineage: Eukaryota; Metazoa; Chordata; Mammalia; Carnivora; Felidae
Gene: PIGS
Product: phosphatidylinositol glycan anchor biosynthesis class S
Biological process (GO): attachment of GPI anchor to protein
Cellular component (GO): GPI-anchor transamidase complex
Source: RefSeq, a predicted model, not a curated record
AAGCAUGGCGGCUCCCGGGGCCGCAGCUACAGACCUAGAGGUGGUCCGAGGCAAGCGGGCCGCUCUCUUCUUCGCUGCCGUGGCCAUCGUGCUGGGGUUGCCGCUCUGGUGGAAGACUACGGAGACCUACCGGGCCCCAUUGCCUUACUCUGAGAUCAGUGGGCUGAAUGCCCUGCAGCUGCGGCUCAUGGUGCCCGUCACUGUCGUAUUUACCCGAGAGUCAGUGCCGUCGGACGACCAGGAGAAGCUGCCCUUCACCGUUGUGCAUGAGAGAGAGAUCCCUCUGAAAUACAAAAUGAAAAUCAAGUGCCGUUUCCAGAAGGCUUAUCGGAGGGCUCUGGACCACGAGGAAGAGGCCCUGUCACUGGGCAGUAUGCAAGAGGCAGAAACCAUGUUAGCUGAGCCGCAGGAGCAAGCAGAGGGCUCCCUGACUGUGUACGUGAUCCCCGAACACUCCUCACUUCUGCCCCAGGACAUGAUGAGUUACAUCGGGCCCGAGAGGACAGCAGUCGUGAGAGGGAUAAUGCACCGCGAGGCCUUUAACAUAGUCGGCCGCCGGGUGAUCCAAGUAGCGCAGGCCAUGUCUUUGACUGAAGAUGUGCUUGCUGCGGCCCUGGCUGACCACCUUCCAGAGGACAAGUGGAGCUCUGAUAAGAGGCGGCCUCUCAAGUCCAGCUUGGGCUAUGAGAUCACCUUCAGUUUACUCAACCCAGACCCCAAGUCCCACGACGUCCACUGGGACAUCGAGGGGGCUGUCCGGCGCUAUGUGCAGCCCUUCCUGAGUGCCCUCAGCGCUGCCGGCAACUUCUCUGUGGACUCUCAGAUUCUUUACUAUGCAGUGUUGGGGGUAAACCCACGCUUUGACCCAGCUUCCUCUAGCUACUACUUGGCCGCACAUAGCCUCCCCCAUGUCAUCAAUCCAGUGGAGUCCCGUCUGGGAUCCAGUGCUGCCUCCCUUUACCCUGUGCUCAACUUUCUGCUCUACGUACCUGAGCUUGCCCACUCCCCCCUGUACAUUCAGGACAAGGACGGCGCUCCAGUGGCCACCAACGCCUUCCAUAGUCCCCGUUGGGGUGGCAUUAUGGUAUACAAUGUGGACCCCAAAGCCUACAAUGCCUCGAAGCUGCCGGUGAGGGUUGAAGUGGACAUGGAGCAAGUGAUGGAGGUGUUCCUGGCUCAGUUGCGGUUGCUCUUUGGGAUUGCUCAGCCCCAGUUGCCUGUGAAAUGCCUGUUUUCAGGGCCUAAGAGUGAAGGGCUAACGACCUGGGAGCUUGACCGGCUGCUCUGGGCUCGGUCAGUGGAAAACCUGGCCACAGCCACUACCACUCUCACUUCCCUGGCCCAGCUUCUGGGCAAGAUCAGCAACAUUGUCAUCAAGGACGAUGUGGCGUCUGAGGUGUACAGGGCUGUAGCUGCAGUCCAGAAGGCGGCAGAGGAGUUAGCCUCUGGGCACCUGGCCUCUGCCUUCACUGCCAGCCAGGAAGCUGUGACGUCCUCGGAGCGUGCCUUUUUUGAUCCCUCGCUCCUCCACCUCCUUUAUUUCCCUGACGACCAGAAGUUUGCCAUCUACAUCCCACUCUUCCUGCCUAUGGCUGUGCCCAUCCUCCUGUCCCUGGUCAAGAUCUUCCUGGAAACCCGCAAGUCCUGGAAAAAGCCUGAGAAGAUAGACUGA